AUGGAAGUUCCCGACCCCGCCUCCGCAGUCGAGCAUUUCCCGCCAGCGUUCAUCAGUCGUCCCGGUCCUGCGUGUGGGUUAGGGGAACGGAACUUCCAGAUCGAUAUCUGCGGCAAGUAUGAAUUUGUUAGCAAUCCUUCUUUUGUUGAUGCGCUACGCGUUUUUAGCCCACCGACAACUGACUUAUCGCUCCUGGACGAUCAAAUCACUGACUCCCGCUGUCAUGACAGCACUCUCACAACAAGACGACAUCUUUCUUCAACUGACACUUCAAGAUUCAACGUGACACCGGGACGCAACGAUGUUGGCAUCAUGGAUGCUCCCUACCUCCCCGCCGCAGUCGAGCAUUUCCAGCCAGCGGCCACCAGUCGUCCCGGUCCUGCGUGCGGAUGCGAGGGACGGAGCAUCCAAAAUCUCAGAUCAGGCAAGUGCGCAAACGUUAACCAUAGACCAUCCACAGACUCGCUACCCGUUUUUAGCCCGUCGAACAAUCCGAAGACGAAUAACGUUGACCAUGGACAUGAUAUACUUCUUUAUUACCAAAACGUGGGUGCUAUGAACGCUAGCGUCUCCGACUAUUUACUAGCAUGCGCCGACAGUCCAUAUGACAUCAUUGUUCUGACCGAAUCCUGGCUCGACAAUCGAACACUCUCUCGUCAAAUCUUCGGACCCAAUUACGAAGUUUUUCGUUGUGACCGGAACCCUAAAAAUAGUCGCAAAACUUCUGGUGGUGGAGUUUUGAUCGCAGUUCACCGUCAACUCAAUGCUUCUAUUCUCGAACACGAUGUUUGGUCGACCGCCGAGCAAGUGUGGGCAACAAUUAAACUCGUGGACCGCACGUUAUUUUUGUGUGCUAUCUAUGUUCCUCCUGAUCGUACCCGCGAUACAGACUUUCUUCGCGCACACAUGUCUUCGGUUAACACCAUCAUUUCAAAGACGUCCGCGGUGGAUGACGUAAUUAUCUUAGGCGAUUUUAAUUUACCUGGUAUCACUUGGCAAGAGCGGGGUAAUGGUUUCAUGCACGCUGAUUUCGGCUCGCUCAGCUUGUCACCAGCCACUACCGAAUUGCUAGAUAGCUACAGUACCGCUACUCUUCAGCAAUGCAACAGAAUCACCAACGAAAAUGGGCGCUUUUUGGACCUCUGUUUCGCUACUGUGCGCUGCCAAGCCCCUGAAGUGGCAUUGGCUCCUUCUCCGCUCGUUAAACACGUCCUGCAUCACCCGGCCUUGCUGGUGUCUGCCCAUCAGAAAAUCUCCUGUGCCGAGACUACGGCACCGACAUCCGUUUAUUACGAUUUCGCCCGUGCCGAUUUCGAAAAUAACAACGUAUUGUUGUUUGAAAUCGACUGGAACACGGUUCUGGACACAGACGACGUCAAUGCCGCCGCCUUAACUUUUUCCCAUAUUCUCAAUUACGUCAUUGAUCGACAUGUACAGAAAAAAACUAACUCCGAUCAACAGCGAUUGCCAUGGCUGAACACUACGCUACGACGUCUAAAAUCAGAGAGGAAAGCGGCCUUGAGAAGGUUUUCAAAAUACAGAACUCUACCUCUACGGAACCACUACCUAUCGAUCAACACUCGCUAUAAACAGCUAAGUCGCUCCUGUUUUCGAGGCUUCCUUCGGAAUGUCGAGCGCAAGCUCAAACGUAACCCCAAAUCAUUUUGGAAAUAUGUGAACGAACAGCGAAAAGACGGCGGCCUACCAUCAAGCAUGUUCUUAGACGGUGAUACAGCGAAUAGUGUGUAA
Messenger RNA from Wyeomyia smithii (pitcher-plant mosquito), 1749 nucleotides. RefSeq lists its product as uncharacterized. The coding region runs from base 1 to 1749 and encodes 582 amino acids. Lineage: Eukaryota; Metazoa; Arthropoda; Insecta; Diptera; Culicidae. The transcript has a single exon. The record is from RefSeq and is a predicted model, not a curated record. Gene Ontology annotation, molecular function: catalytic activity.